ACCGUAGGCGGAAUGGUUGCCAUGGCAGCGGCAGGUCGCGCGGCUGGCUGGAGGGAAGAUGGCGGUAACCGGCUGGUUGGAGUGUCUGCGGACCGCCGAGAAGACGGCGCUGCUGCAGGACGGAAGAAGGAAGGUGCACUAUUUGUUCCCAGAUGGAAAGGAAAUGGCCGAAGAAUAUGAUGAGAAGACCGGUGAACUACUUGUGAGAAAGUGGCGUGUGAAAAGUGCCUUGGGAGCCUUGGGCCAGUGGCAGAUUGAGGUGGGAGAGCCAGCAUUCCUGGGAGCAGGGAGCCUGGGCCCUGAGUUCAUCAAGGAAAACAAUGCCAAUCCCAUCUUCAUGCGCAAGGACACCAAGAUGAGUUUCCAGUGGCGGAUUCGAAACCUCCCCUACCCUAAGGAUGUCUACAGUGUCUGUGUGGAUCAGAAGGAGCGCUGCAUCAUUGUCAGAACAACCAACAAAAAGUACUACAAGAAAUUCUCCAUUCCUGACCUAGACAGACACCAGCUACCUGUGGAUGGGUCCUUGCUGAGCUUUGCACAUGCCAACUGCACCUUGAUCAUUUCUUACCAGAAGCCAAAGGCGGUCCUGGCAGCUGAGUCAGAGCUUCAGAAGGAGCUAAAGAAAGUGAAGACAGCCUACAGCAGUGAUGGGGACUGUAAGACCCAGUAGCGGACCAUCCUUGAGCCUGCAGCAUGGUGGGUGGGUGAGGCUCUUCCAGACUUUGCAGCUUGGGCCUUUCUGGUACAGGGGUACCUCCUCUCUUCCAAGAGCUGUCCAGGCUCUUUGAGAACUGGGCUGUAGGGUGUUCCUAGCCCUGAUAUCAUGGUCUGAUCUCCCAGUAAAGUCAUUCUGAGUCACUGUG
Nyctereutes procyonoides (raccoon dog) is the source of this 863-nucleotide messenger RNA. It is a transcript of the gene DPCD, whose product is annotated as deleted in primary ciliary dyskinesia homolog (mouse). The coding region runs from base 59 to 670 and encodes 203 amino acids. NCBI's taxonomy places the organism in Eukaryota, Metazoa, Chordata, Mammalia, Carnivora, Canidae. The transcript has 6 exons. The record is from RefSeq and is a predicted model, not a curated record.